AAUAAACUUUCAAAUGAAAAAGUUUUAGCAGCACCAAUAAAUAAAACAAUAAAGAAUAGGCUUUGCAGCAGCAUUGAAUGAAGUAGGCCCCUCCUCCUUCCCUUCCUCCGGUCCUUAUCAUAUCCUAAACACAAUCUCUCUCUUAUAAAAUAAAUAGUAAUAAUAAUAUUAUUAUUAUUAAUAUUAGUAUUAUUAUAUUUUCCUAAACCCAAAACCCAAACCAAAAACCGACACCCAAACAAACCCCUUCAAAGAAGAACAAACAAGUACAACUACAAACCCCCAAUCCGAAAAUCCAUUACAUUAUUAUUUUUAAAAAUUUAAUCCAAAUACUAAAUUUAAGCCAUGACAUCCCCCAGAAGCACUGCCGAAUCAGACCUCACGGCCACUGCAAUACUCGUUCAACCAUCUUCCCCGAGAUUCCCGGCUAGUGGGACCCCCACCGCGGGAGCCCAGCGCAAGAUCGGCAUAGCCGUUGACCUUAGCGAUGAGAGCGCCUUCGCCGUUAAAUGGGCUGUUCAGAACUACCUUCGCCCCGGUGAUGCCGUCGUCCUUGUCCACGUCAGCCCCACUGACGUCCUAUACGGUGCGGAUUGGGGCUCCGUCGAUGCGACGGUGGCCAACGACGACGACGACGAGGAGUCGAAGCGGAAGCUCGCUAACGACUUCGAUGCGUUUACGACGUCUAAAGCCAACGACGUCGCUCGGCCACUGGAGAAGGCGUUGAUUCCUUAUAAGAUCCAUGUUGUGAAGGAUCACGAUAUGAAGGAGCGGCUUUGCUUGGAGGUGGAGCGCCUUGGUCUCAGUGCCCUCAUCACGGGCAGUCGUGGCUUCGGUGCCUCCAAGCGUGAGACCGAUGCUAAGCUCGGUAGCGUUAGUGAUUACUGUGUUCAUCACUGUGUUUGUCCCGUUAUUGUGGUUAGGUCUGCCCAAGACAAGGAUGGGAAUGGUGCUUCUGAUCUUAAGUCUCGUAAAUCGGAGGACGACCAAGAGUUUCACGAUGCUUUGGAAAACUAAACAGAUAGAAGGAUUUGAGUAGAUGCUGAAGCGCUUUAAGAUGUUUUCAAGCUCAAAUACUCAAUAUGGUUGAAUGUUGUACAAAAAGUAAUGGUGGAGAUGAUGUCUGUUUCUAUUAACUUUUUACUGCCUCGCGCAUGUAUAGAGUUGGGGAUGUUGAAGUUGGCUUGAUUUCUUUUUCUUGUUGUACUUUCUAAUUUAUGUUGGAAUCUUUUUAUUCCAUUAAUAAAAAAAGAAUAUUAGAAA
This is a messenger RNA of Cannabis sativa, 1263 nucleotides long. Its product is annotated as universal stress protein PHOS34. Bases 346 to 1017 code for a protein of 223 amino acids. The transcript has 2 exons. NCBI's taxonomy places the organism in Eukaryota, Viridiplantae, Streptophyta, Magnoliopsida, Rosales, Cannabaceae. The record is from RefSeq and is a predicted model, not a curated record.